AGCUUAAGUAAAGAUGUGGAAGUAAAAUGUACAGAUUAAGGUAAUUUUGACAGAUUCAAUUAGUCUGGAAACUGGAAACAGCUUUUGGCUAAUACCUUGAAGAAAUUGGUUGGCAAUGUUUAUAGCAAAUAAUUUUAGUGAUUUCUAAUGGAGAAAACAUGUAACAGUUGUCAUGAAUAUUUUGAAAGUUACCUCCAUUUGCAGUCUGUGAUCAUAUACAUUAAGAUAUUGUGCUUUGAAAGUCAAUACUCGAGUAACUUCGCAAAAUGUUCAACUUAGAAGCCACAUUAUCCGUGCAUGUUGAAACCGUCGAUCUGCCCAGGGCAAAGGAAAAAGUAAUCCUUUGAAUUGCCAAUUUGCUUCACAGUAUAGAAACUAAAUUUGCCACAUGAAAUGAAAUCAACAAAUCAUCCGAAUUCAGACCCACUCUUCUCCCCGUCUGUUUAUUUCAAAGACAAUGACAAGCAUGAUGAUUUUGCCAGAGUUAUGCAAUGUACACGUCAUACUACAUGUGCUGAUGUAGCAUCGUCAUAAAGUUGAAGUUCCCUUGACAGGGUUAUUUAUAAACAUGAGUAAUGAGUUUGUCCCAACUCUCUCUACAUUUCGUCCUCUUGUAGAGACUUCUUACUCCCACUAUGGCAUAGAUUAUUUUUGACCUCAUUGUGACCUUCGUGAUGACAUCAUAGCACGGGGCCAUUGACUGAAAAGUAACCUGGACAAAGACAACAAUUGCUAUUGUCAUGGGUGUGUUGAGUCCGUCUGUGACGUACUGUAUGCUCACUACAUGUACAUGUACAUGGAUGCUUCAAAGGGGCACGUUCUGUUUGGUACAUGCACAUACCUGUCAUGGUGUACCAGUCACGGCCAAUAUUUACUGUGUUCCUUCCUCCAUGGUCUCUACCACGGGUUGUAUUUUGGAUCAUGAAAGACAGAGUUGAAUAUACAUGCUCGUUGUUCAUGUGAAUGGUCUCAGAAUAAAUUGAGAGCUGGAAUGAACGCAGCACCUUGAUUUAUUGGAACUUCAGUCAACAAGCCUAGUGCAAAAACAUGGACUUGUACUGCAUAAGAUUCUUACCAAGCACAUAAUGAGUGAAGUGUGAAAUCUUGAAAACAAGAUUGCUAUCAUUCUCUGCAGUGGUAGUCUCCUUAAGUGGUUUUUACUUUCACAAGUUCAGUAUUUUCUCAUAUGACAAGUUGAAUUACAUUUUGUAAGGGCUUGUCAGAAAGAUUUCAUCGCACCGAGAACUUUAAAGCAUAUCACUGAACAGCAUUUUGUCGAGAGAGAAUAAGCAAAUAGACUGUGUCGCCAUGGCAACAGCACCUGACAUGCAGCAUCCACCUUCUGGGAAGAGUAAGAAGAGCAAGAAGAAACGCAGUCACAGUGUGCCAACAGAUCAAAUGAUGGCCAACAAUGCAGGAAUGGGCGGGGCAGUGGGUGGGACGCCGCCCCCGGCUCCGCCCACUAGGCAGUUGGAGUUUAAUCAAGCCAUGGCAGACUUCAAGGUAAUGUUCCCCUCUAUGGACAGGGCCGUUAUAGAAACAGUACUACGGGCAAACAAUGGUGCAGUGGAUGCAACAAUAGACCAGCUCUUGACCCUGACUGCCGACAUGCCAGAGGUACCCCAGAGACCGCCAGAGCCACAACUCCCAAAAUACAGUGAUACAAUGAACAACAGCUUUAGCAAUCCACCAGUUGGGAUGAUUCCCAUCACACCAGUGUCCGGAGUGAACCCGAUGAUGAGUACCAUGCAUGGGGACCAGCCACCACCGUACUCACCACCGUCACCAAACAGCCCCUUCUCACAGGAUAUCCGUAACAGACAGCUCCCACCGACUCCACAACAGAGGGGGCCUGCACCCACUCCACCCCAGUCUACCUCUUCCCCCAUGCCCUUGGCCUCACAACCGCCCCCGACUACAGUCACCCCAAGACAGGCCGAACCUCGUGAGCCUACCAGGGUGCCUCCUACCCUACCUACCUACACCGCCCCCCGACGUGUUCACCCAAGAUGGAACCCACCACUGCUAGGAGAGCUUCCGUCUGAUUUCCUGAGGGUGGUUAGUACAAGCAAUCGACAGAGAUCCAGGAGCCAGCCGAUGAUAUCCAUGAACCUGCAGGAGCGUAUGGCUAGGAACGCCCAGCAACAAAGUAGCGCAGAUGCCAACGAUGUGGAGAUGCAACAAAUGCUAGAAGACGAGAGAUUUGCGCUGACAUUGCAAAAUGAGGAAUUCCUACGAGAGUUACAACACAACCCAGAAUUCAUUGCAGCACUGGACAGAGAUUACACCCAGGCCCUAGCUGCAUCCACCACCCCAGGGGCAGUGCAAGCCCCCACUCCACAACCAAGUGUCCAAAGUACCCCUGUCCCACCCCAGCAGAGUGCGACAGGCCCCCUACCCCCUGGGGGAGGAGCUUCAGCAGCUGGGGGAGGAACAUCAGCUGAUGAUGUGGAAUUCAGGAACAAGUUGGCACACAUGGGCAAAACAACAAGGUUCAAGUUUGCCCAGAUGGCUAAGAAGUUUAACUAUCGGAAGAGACGAUCCACAUCCAGACCACAAAUUGAGGGCGCCCCAGCAUCGUCCAUGAUGAACCUACUGGACGACUAUGAUGAGAGUGGGGAUAGUGCAUUACUUGGCACCAGGCCAACAGUGGAAGAAAACGUCUACAGCGACACUCAGAAGCAUAAGGGCCAAAAGAAGAGCCAUCGAGAACUGGAGGAACCGAUAAUCUUCUAUCAGGAGGACAACGAAUUUGCUCUGCACUCGGAGACUUAAUGUCCGAUUGCCCAAGCAAGCUUGCAUGUGUUCAUGAGCUCGCAUGUUGUCCACAGCGGAUAUGAAGUUUUCAGAAUCUCACCAGCUCACCAGAGGGAGCAACACAAGAGGGUCAUCAUGUGACCAGUCUGGCAGGGUUCUGUCAUUGAUAGCGCGCCAUUUCUACAUGGUCUGAUUCCUCAACUCCUAACCUAGCCUCUUUCCAAGCCACGGCAUUGUUUGCAGUUUCUGUAAUAUAUUUUAAGUCUUCUGUGUGAAUCAUUUCUCUGUAAUGCUAAAUAUAUCUUCAUUUGUAAACUAAAUUUUAAAAAAAGUAUCACUCUCGUUAUCCUUAAGGAAAUAUCACUUGAACAGGACAUUUCUCUACAAAUUAAAAAAGAGAUUACACACUGAAUUAUUUGUUAUCGAUUUUUGUCAUGCAAGUGCUGAAGAAUUUGUGUUAAUAGUUAGAGCUAUUCCAGUUGGUCAGUAUAAUUUACGUACCAGAAGAAAGUGACAUAGAGGGCUCUAGCUGUGAAGGUGAAUGGUCAGGCUGAAGUGUAAAAAGCAGCAUUAUUGGUUUACCAAACAGUAAAGGAUCUUAGAUGAAUACGCUUCCAAACUGGAAUAUUCUGGUUUCUCCUGAUUGUAUUAAAUGGUGAAAUCGGCACAGUGACAGUGAACAACUUUGAUUUGCAGUGUGGUUAUACACAAGUGCCAGUGUAUUGGUGGCUUGAUUUAAAAUGCUAUUUCAUUUUUGAUUUAGAACAAAACUGCAUCAACCUAAGUAUUCAGGCAGAUUUCUCUCUGUUUUUGUCUGUUUUGACGGAGAGUGUUACUAAUAUUCGUGUGAACUGCAGAUUUUUUUAUAUUCUAUCUGCCUUCCUGUCUGAGGUCAACUUCCAAUCUGUCUUCUCAUCCUACUACUGGCAACUCCCUCCUCCAGAAAAGGGUGAAUUUGAGACAUGGUGAAAGUGAAGAGAUUUAUAGUCUGUGUUUAUUCUUUGAAAGUAAACCUUUAUAGAGUUCUUGUAAAUUUUAUGAAUCAAUGUCAUGGACAUGGUGUAGGCUUCAAUCAGUUGGACCUCAAUAAGAAACAAAGCAGCUCCAAAAAUAUAUACUUAUUUUGGAAAAGGGAAGUUUUGACAAAUUUGCAUAUCAAAAGUUAUUAAUACAAAUGUUUGACAUUUCAAGUAGUUUAGAAAUAUAUCUUGACUAAUUAUAAACUAGUAUUGCUUGAUUAGAAUACACGAUUUUGAAGUCUUGACUCAGAAAGUGCCUUGAUCACAUCACUGACAUUUUCCCUUUCGUAACUAUCAUGUUUUCUACAUUUUGGUAAAAAAAAACAAUUGUGGUAUUGGGUAGUAGCUGUAAUAGGUACUAUUUUGGGAAAACAUAUCUUCAACUGCAGGGGCUAAAUUCAUAUGCUGUUGAAGUGACCAAUUUGUUUGAGCAUGAAAAAACCUUGCUUGACAAAUCAGGUUACCAGCCAAAACUUCUUCUGAUGUAUAGUGUUUUGGAAUGGUAUUUAUCUGUAAUGCUUAAGAAACUCGCCCCACAGACACCAUAUUUGAAACUCAUGCCUUGGAAAGGAGUAGAGUGUUACCGUUAAGCAUUGCAUAGAAAAAUGCUGAAUGUAUUUGAUGUAAAUUAAACGUAGCACGAGAAGGUGAUACACAGUAUUGUCAUUAAAUGGUGGAAUUCAAGUUUGUUUCUAACAUCACGGAGGUCUUCACAGGAAGGUUGAAACUCUGAACGGUAAAUUCAGUAACCUGCAACCACUUGAAAAAUAUUCUAGUUUAUCUGAGCCACUCCCUUUUAUUGAUGCUUCCGUAAUUGUGACCUGCUCUGUGAAAAUGAUUCACGUCUCCAGAGCCACUUUGUAGUUAAAGGCCUUUGAAAUAACCUUGCACAGUUUUUAAUAGGAAUCCUCAACAUUUAACAUCGACACAACAUCCAUGUUCAUUGUACCAAACUUAAUGACACGUCAAAAGAAAGAGCUCAAAUUCCUCAAUCUAAUACUCAAAAACGUAGAACUCAAAGUGGCAGGAGAGCCGUGUGACUCAUUUUUACAAAGCAGAUCACAUAUUCUUGGCAGUGCAAAAUGAGACCGAGUAUUGUUUGAAGCAUCAGAGUAAUUCAACAACAUCCAACAAGUUCUUUAGGUGGACUUGUCUUGACCUUUCACCUUUGUAAAGUUACUGCGCUUAACGUGUAAUUAUGGAAGACGUUCAUAUUUAAAUUGAGAGCCAUUAUUUACAUUGUAUAUUACUGGAGAAUUUGAAUGGUCUGUCCGUAGCGAGAACUUUAUUUUUUUUAUUUGCUCAAGGCAAAAAAAAGUGGCUAUAGUAAACGUAAUUGGAGGUUAGCAUUGCUGACAAAUUUGCUCAUUUUAAAAGUAAAUUCAAAAAUAUUUCACAUGCACCUAGAAUGUUUGCUUUGAUUUCUUUGAAGUUACCCUGCUCUUUUUUAAGUUUGGAGAACUGCAUUGCUUGACACUGAAGUUUAAAGUGGGAGAUUUUUUUCUUUUGUAAUUUUGUGUGAUAUUGUAGUCUGAUUUUUUCCUGAACUAUGAAUGUUUUUAUAAUGGGAAAACCUAUACUCUAAAAAAGUACUUGUUUAAGCCUGCUGUUGUUACGCCAUUAUAGCAUUUCUAGGAGUUUCUGUAUAUUUGUAUUAAUUAUAUCAGCAACUCUUCUCAAUCAGUUGCCAAUAAAUUUGAAAUAUGCCAUUGGA
Molecule: messenger RNA, 5490 nt
Organism: Acanthaster planci (crown-of-thorns starfish)
Lineage: Eukaryota; Metazoa; Echinodermata; Asteroidea; Valvatida; Acanthasteridae
Product: CUE domain-containing protein 1-like
Molecular function (GO): ubiquitin binding
Source: RefSeq, a predicted model, not a curated record